AUGGCCUUCCGCGUUCCAGCGCAGGCGCCGCGACGACGGACUUCCUAUUCGACCCCUCAGCGCCCGCCUUCUCUUGAUAUUCCUUCCUCCCCAACAGAGCAACAAGAAGAAGACACAACACAAUGGGUACUCUUCUCCCCGACUGCUCGUACCCACACGACUUCCACGGAUAGGACACGCACACAUCUAAGUGACUUUGACUCUCUGGGCACCGCGACGCAAUCCGCCGCGGGUCUAGAGAUUGACGCCGAAGGAGACGAAGCACUAGAUGACCAGCUCGACGAGGAAAGUACCGAGCUGGACAGCUUGGAUGAUGGGCUGCAUGCAUUCCGCGCCCCAUCUCUGUCCCCCACCCCGCACGGCUUCCAAGCCUCGAGCCAGUUGGCCCAAGAACAACUGUGGCAGCAUGAACAGUAUAAUCCGCAGCGACGACAGUCCUUCUCCCGACAUCGUCGUCAUUCCAGUGUCCAGCGACACCUCGAUACCGUCGAUGAGGGGGAGGCGGAUGUAGAGCGGGAACGAUGGCAGCGCAUCGAGCAGUGGCGGAUGGAUCAGAGUCAGGCCCUGCUGCAGGAGAUUCAGCGGGAGACCCGACGACGCCGGGGUAGCCGGGCCUCGCAAUUUAGCAUUCCGCGCUCCGUCGAGGAUCUCUCACCGGCGCGGAUCGUGGAGGCCCAUUCGGAGGUGAUCUCCUCAUCUCAGGCAGAUGAGGAGGUCAGUGAUAUCAAGGAGAUGGACGAGUCAUUCUGGCGUCGUAUCACCCGGAGAGUCAUCCGAGACCUCAUCGGUAUCGAUGACGAGCUAUUAAGCGUCAUUUUUGGAGAAUCCCUACCGCAGGACGACCAGGAGUCUUCAAGACACUCAGAAGAGCUAGAUAUGGAAACCGUCCUGGCUCGCGAGGCGGAACCAGAGCACGCAGACUCACCUCUCUGGCAGAGCCAUGUCUUGCAACGCAUCACCCGUGAGCUGGGUAUGCUAGUCCACCAGCUCUGCGAGCACCCGGGGGCAUUCGCAAACUAUUACCAAAUGACAAAGAGUAUCUCCAGUGAAUAUGCAGGCAUGUCACUAGAGAAGCUCGCAGAGAGCAGCGCCGCUCAACGAAACAUCCAGUCCACCGUCCAACUCUCCACCGACCCCACCACAGCAGACUCCAUGCCCUCACCACACUUCAUCCCGACGCUCCGCGACGCAAACCGCGAGCACGAAGCACACUGGGGAAUCGAAGACGACGACCCAACAGGUCCGGGCGCAGACCCCGUCUCCGAAUCAACCCGCAUCCACCAGGAACAAGAGUACUGGGAGCGCGGCCUAGAUGUCAUGAUGGUCUUCCGCUACCUCCGAACCCGCUUUAGUCGUCGCGGCUACAUGCCAACAGACAAAUACACGCCGACUCAACCUCCCCGUCACACACAAGAUGCCUCCCGCCGCGCCGCCAUGAUCCGCCAACACCACCCGCUCGUGGCUCGCGCGCACUCACGCUCGCAAACUCAGCCGCGACGUGCAUCUCAGUAUUCCGGUAUAUCUGGGCCCGCAGGCGUCUCGUCGCCUAUUAUCCGCCCACAUAUGCGGAGGCCGAGCUCUAGCUGUGCGAGCCAGAGUGCCAAACUCUCGGCUCUAUCCAGUCAUCGCACGCUGACGGGGUCUAGUCGGAACUACUGGGAUAUCGGUGGGAGCGUGGAUAGUGGGAGUGCAAUUGGGAUUGGUGUUGGAGCUGGACUUGGGGCAUGGGGUGAAGUAUGA
Messenger RNA from Penicillium manginii, 1740 nucleotides. RefSeq lists its product as uncharacterized. The transcript is spliced from 2 exons. The record is from RefSeq and is a predicted model, not a curated record. Lineage: Eukaryota; Fungi; Ascomycota; Eurotiomycetes; Eurotiales; Aspergillaceae. The coding region runs from base 1 to 1740 and encodes 579 amino acids.